UUUUUUUUUUUUGGGUGUUUUUUUUCUGCUUCGAAAAUCCCUCUUUCGUGCUAGGUCGAGUUUGGGCUAGAGAACUUCCAUUGGGCCUCAGUACAGGAGUUAGAACUCGAAUUCACUCUAUAUUUGUCUCUCUGUGCGUUCCUAGUUCCAGAUUUUUUUGUUUCGAAGCCAAUUUGGCUUUCCAUUCUGAAGGAAUCUGAAUCUUCUUGUUCCUUCCAUCUCCACCAGCCAUUGUGAUGGGUUUGCAGAAAACUGAAGGAGUUUUGAUUUCUCAACCUGCAAGCUGUUGCUAUCCUCCCCUGUCUUUCACCAAUUCAGAAAUAAGUUAUGUUGGAAAACAAGGCAAACCCAACUUUUAGCAAGUCAACUGGCCUGCCUCGAAAGCGGUUUUACAGAGCAAGAGCUCAUAGCAACCCCUUAAGUGACUCCCAUUUUCCCAUACCAAUAUCUCCCCAUCAUGUUGAUUAUUCUCUUCAUUACCCUCAAUUCUUUCCCUCGUCUGAUCAAGUUCAUAGUACCAAAAAGGUCGAGUUUGCAGAUAUUGGCUGUGGUUUUGGAGGGCUUCUAAUCAGUCUUUCAACCCUUUUUCCUGAAUCUCUGAUGAUUGGAAUGGAGCUUAGGGAUAAGGUAACAGAGUAUGUUAAGGAAAGAAUAUCUGCUUUAAGGGUGGCAAAUCCUGGUCAAUACCAAAACAUUUCAGUAGUUCGAACUAAUUCCAUGAAAUAUAUUCCAAAUUAUUUUGAGAAAGGACAGCUCUCAAAGAUGUUCUUCCUGUUCCCAGAUCCUCACUUCAAAGAGAAGAAUCACCGCCGCCGUGUUAUCAGUCUGCACUUGCUGGAUGAGUAUGCAUAUGUUUUAGGAGUUGGAGGGAUUAUAUACACAAUCACAGAUGUGGAAGAACUUGGAGACUGGAUGAAGGCUUGUUUAGAGAGCCACCCCAUGUUUGAAGCCCUCACUGUUGAAGAGCUUGAAGCAGAUCCAGUUGUCAAACUCUUGAGUUCAGCAACUGAGGAAGGACAGAAGGUUGCUAGAAAUGGGGGACAGACCUUCCAAGCAGUUUACAGACGCAUUCAACCAUCCUCAUGACAUAAAUAUUUUGGACGCUCUUAGUUGAUAAUACAUGGAUGAUUAGCUAUAUACGGUUAUGAACUGUUUUUGGUUGGUUCAGUUUUUCACCACCAAAGUAGUCUUAGUAAGGAUCACCAGUUUUGGAAAAUUUUCUUUCCUAAAGUCUAAAUUAUCUUCAGGUUAUUUGUAAUCAGACAAAACGAUGAAAGAGUUGUUUCCUUCUCAAUUAUGUUUAUUUUUUUUCUUAUUGAGCA
Ziziphus jujuba (common jujube) is the source of this 1322-nucleotide messenger RNA. RefSeq names its product tRNA (guanine-N(7)-)-methyltransferase. Gene Ontology annotation, molecular function: tRNA (guanine(46)-N7)-methyltransferase activity. The record is from RefSeq and is a predicted model, not a curated record. The transcript is spliced from 3 exons. Bases 328 to 1086 code for a protein of 252 amino acids. Gene Ontology annotation, biological process: RNA (guanine-N7)-methylation; tRNA methylation. Lineage: Eukaryota; Viridiplantae; Streptophyta; Magnoliopsida; Rosales; Rhamnaceae. Gene Ontology annotation, cellular component: tRNA methyltransferase complex.